CAACUGCACUUGGAUUAUAACUGCUGAAAACGAAAACCAUACUAUUUACGUUGACGUGAUAACUGCCUUCCCACGUCAAUACCGAUCGGAAGAUUCUCCAACAACGUACACAGAUGAUGCCAUUCGUGUCUAUAACGGAGACAAAGCUGAAGCUGGCCAGCUUCUUGGGACAUUCCGUUCAACCCAGACGCCCAAGUACUACAGUUCAAAGAAUUCGCUGUUGAUAGAGUUAUCAACCAAUGAGAAUGUGACCAGCAGGGGUUUCCAGUUGCAAUAUUCUUCGAGACCAGAAAGAAACUGCAGUGGGACGUACCUAAUUUAUAACACACCUGCUUAUAUACUGUCGCCUGGAUACCCCGAUUCCUAUAGCAGGAACCUGGAUUGCGUCAUAACUGUGGUUGACGUGAUGCAACCACCAAACAUGAGGCUCGACAUCCUCUCUGGUGAUGUAGAGGGAGACUACCCGCAGUGUGUAAAUGCUUCUUUAGACCUGUAUGGAAUCGAUGGAAACCAAUGGUUGCAAAUUGGACGGUUUUGUGGAAAUUCAUCAACAUCCCCAGUUGGUCCCUACUAUUCUAAUGGAAUAUAUAUGAAACUGGUAUUCAAAACCGGCAGUGAUACCAGCGGAACGGGCUUCCGGCUCCGUGUGUCUCAUAGUACAAAGAAAGCGAUACCUUUUCAAUCGCCAUUUUGUGGGCCACGAUUCCUUAAUGCAACUACACACCCUAAAAUCCUGAAAUUCCCCGAACUAUCAAAGUUCGCGCCCAACGGUGAAACAUGCACGUGGAUAAUGACUGCGCCUGAUCCUGGUAUGAUGGUCCGUAUCGUCGUACUGGACUCGGACGUGCAGAUUAGUCCUGAUGAUUACUUUGCCUGCGCCUAUAGCCGUGUCACUGCCUACAAUGGACCAUCGCCCUCAAAUGAUACGAUUUUAUUCUGGUGUGGCAAUUCAAGACCAACACUCCAGAGCACUGGAUCAGCUAUGACCCUUCAAUCCAUUACACGCUACUCAAACGGCAGGAAAGGCUUCACGUUAAAAUAUUAUGCAACUAAUGAGACAUCAAUAUGUGGAGGGACAGUCAAUCUUACGACGGAUAAAGUAACAACUCUGACAGGGCCGUAUGAAAAUUCCAGUUCACAAGAUUGCCACUGGACUGUACGUGCCCCCGAUAAUAUGAAUAUCCGUAUUAAAGUGAGAAAAUUAAAGCAAGAAACAGAGCCAACAAAUACGUCAACAACCUCUGAUUACCUGGAACUUUAUGAUGGUACCAGCACUGGAUCAACAACCCCCGGGAGGUGGUGGGGAAAAUCCUAUGCUUACUACAUCAGUUCCGGAACUGUUGUCACGGCCAGAUUCAUCACGGGGGCAUCUGACACAACAAGGGGUUUACAAAUGGAUUUCAAGGCGGGACACUUCAACACCUCACAAGAGAUGCGUCUUUCAGCUGACUAUCAUGACAAAUACUUUGUAUCUACAAAUUAUCCCUUUAAUUACCCGAGUAACGUCGAAUCCACGUGGAAAAUCCAGACGGAUGACUACGAUCAGGUGAAGAUUGCAGUUAUCGACUCACGGUUGGAGAAUUCUGUUGGGUGUUUAACUGACUACGUUGAAGCCUUUGAUGGCUCUGACUCCAGUGCAGCCUCCCUUGGACGCUGGUGUGGAGGGUCUCAACCAAACAAAACUAGUUCGGGCUCUUUCAUGUUCCUGAUAUUCAAAACGAAUUCACAUACAGUCAACAGUGGAUUCCGCAUCUUGUACAUGGCACAUUACAAAGAGAUCGAUACAGAUACCGGCUUCUCGAAAGUUGCUUUGAUAGUUAUGGGUACUAUUGCGGGAGUAGCCCUACUAUGUGGUCUUCCGCCUGCAAUCUGCAAAUGUGCCUCGAAACGAACCGGUGUCAAUGAGGGUAAAAAUAACGGACGCUCUGUGAGCAACCAAGCUCCAGGUGACACCAUGGACACGCCCUCCACUGAGGACAAUCAUAAACGACUGUUAAACAAGAUAUGAACAUGCUUAUAGAAGCACUGUGUACGUAAAAUAAUGUUGCUUUAUUCCGAUCUGUAGAUCAACAUAGAACUGUGUCCAUUUUGUAAUUUUCUUCUAACUAUUUGCACUUGUAAGGCUUUGAAUGAUUGUUCACAUAUAUCUGCGAAUCAAUGAACAAUGACAUCUACAUGUUAAAGGCACUAAAUACGGACCAAGCUUAAUGAUUGCGCUAAUAGGUAAUCCCUUUCAAAUUCAUUGUAACAUUAGAGUUAACACAAUCAACAAACCUUUGAGAAACUCGCUUUUGGUGUUGUGUUCAUAUGCUAGGCAAUCAGAGCAGUAUGUUAAUAUGGUUCCUUCUACCUACUGUUCAUCAACAGAAUAAACCGUUACUGCAUUUUGUGUUAUUUAAUUCCAUGUGAAAUAAAAAUGAUUAUAUUGC
Molecule: messenger RNA, 2429 nt
Organism: Haliotis rubra (blacklip abalone)
Lineage: Eukaryota; Metazoa; Mollusca; Gastropoda; Lepetellida; Haliotidae
Product: deleted in malignant brain tumors 1 protein-like
Exons: 15
Coding region: 407-2008 (533 amino acids)
Source: RefSeq, a predicted model, not a curated record